AAGUCAGACACAAAGGUGGACAAAGUCUAAACGCAACUUCAGCUAUAGCCUCCUUCAGAUGCAUCUUAACAACAAAUGCGCCACAAAAAGCUUUUGUGAAGUGACAAAAUGAAUUUUGCAACCGUUCAAGUAGAAUGGACUGCAGUGAAUGAAACACAUCCUUUAAUAGAGUGUAUUCGAAGUAACAACCAAAUGAAGUUAAGGAAACUAUUACAGUUUAAUAACAUCAAUGAUUUUUACCCAUUCAAAGAAAAGAACCAACUUAUGACUCCACUAAUGGCUGCUGUGGCCUGUUACAAUGAGCACAUUACUGUUUUUCUUUUAAAAGGGUCAGAUCCAAACAUACUGAAUCACAGUGGAUUCACUGCUUUGCAUUUUGUCUUAAAACUUCAAAGCUCCAACUGUUUUUGUGAGUCUUCUUCUUGAAGCAAAGGCCGAUCCAAAUGUACAUCCACCUCUAGGUUUUACUGCUCUGCAUUUUGCUGCCUUUCAUGACAGGAAAGAUGUUGUGAAAAUGCUUCUUUCAGCUGGAGCACUAAUAACAAGUAUACCAGCAGACAAUAAGAACAAUAAGAAACUCUUGGAGAUGAUUGGGAUACUCGCAUCAGAGGGGAAUGAGCUCUGCUCUAAAGUCAGGUGCUUUUUAGAGCUGGAAAUUUUUGCCUGUGAGAAAACUCCUGAAGAUGUUUUCAAAACUUUUGACAGUGACAUGCUGAAUGAACAUCCUCAGAACCAUUUAAUCAUGAUUGAAUUUCUCCUGACAAUGAAAUCACCAUAUAAUGAAAAAUUUAUCAAAUGGCUCAAACAAAAUGACUAUCUUUAUUCCUACAUUGAGAACAUUGUAGAACGCUUCCCAAACAUUCCUGAUGUGAAUAUACCUGUGGCAAUCAGUAGUUUGCAUACUGUGUCUUGCACCUUGGAUGAAAUACCUCUUGAACAGACAGUGUCAAUAAUUCCACAUUUACUCCAUCAAUUAAAAAAGAUGAAUCUGUGUCAUGUGGUACUUCAAAUCCUGUAUAUGAUAACACAGAAAACAAGUACGGAUCAGCAAUGGGACACCACAUUCCUAGAAACAAUAUGCAAAAGUAUAACUCCUUUUGUAAAGGAGCAGCAGCCCUCUGACAUUAGAGUGUUCACAUAUGGAGUCUUUGCAAACCUACUUCCUCUAAAACAUGCAGCUAAAAUCUUCAGGUCAGUGGGGAUCUGCACUGUGCCUGAAGAUGUUCUGACAUCUGCUGACAUGAAAAUGAAUGACAAGCUCAAAGAGGGACUGAGGAAACUCAAAGAUCACUUUAACAGAACAAACUCUGAAUGUGAAGACACUUCAGAGGCUCCUAGGUCUAGGAAAAAGAAGAAAAAGAAGAAGAAGAAAAAGAAGGAAAAGUCUGAGAUAAACAGUCAGAUAGAUACAGUUCCUGUUGAGGAAUCCACUUCUAAUGUCCAGCCAUUUUUAUCCAACUCUGAAUCUUUGCCAACACGUAAGUGGCUCUCGAUCAGCAGAAGAUGGAAGGAAAAGCUGGAGAAACUCCAGAGCUCUGAACAAAUCUCUCGAAUAGGAAGUAUAGUGUAUGUGAAUGAUGCAGAGUUCCUCAUCGCUAAAGGCAGUGAUGGGACUGAGGUCUUCCUGGGGCUGAGGGAUGAUGGCACUGAAGUGGCCAUUAAGAGGAUGACAAAGUCCAACUAUCGAGUGUUGAAGAACGAGGAGGGGUUCCUGCGUCUCCCAGAGUUGGACCACCCCUCUAUAGUACGAUACAUCGAUAAUGCUGAGGACCUGAACUUUGGGUAUUUGGCUCUUCAGCUUUGUGAAUACACUCUGGAAGAAUAUCUCAAAGACAAUGACAGUCCUUCACUGAAAGAGAGUCUGGUACGACAGUUCCUUAACAGUUUGAAGGUUCUUCAUAGUCAAAAGCCUCCAAUUCUUCAUCGAGAUCUAAAGCCACAAAAUGUUUUAAUUGAUGUAAAUGGAAGAGCCAGACUGGCAGACUUUGGCAUCAGUAGACGGCUGCUCAAAGGACAGACCACUCUGCGAACAGCCAGUGCUGGGACCAAGUGCUGGAUGGCCAAAGAGACCCUGACAGAAGAGGACAGUGGGACACCUUAUAAAUCAAACACUGACAUACAGGUUGCUGGAAUGUUGAUUUAUUACAUCCUGUCUGGUGGCCAUCAUCCCUUUGGGAACAGGUUCCUGUGUGAAGCAAACAUUUUAUUUGGGAAAUACAGCCUGGAGCAUGUAGACGACUUGGUGGCCAAGGACCUCAUUGAGUGGAUGAUCAAUGAAGAACCCAGGAACAGGCCCAACGUGGAGAAGUGUCUCAGCCAUCCCUUUUUCUGGAACAAUCACAAGCGAGUUGAGUACUUGAAGAAAGUUGGGAACCGUGCCGAGAUUGCCAACUGUCGGAAUGCUGAAAAUGAGUUUAUUUCUUCUGUGGAAGAAUUUGUGUUUGAUGGAUCCUUGGAUGAAUGGAAAACAAAAUUCUCUGAGGAGCUGGUCAAGACAAUGGACAAAAGGGGCAAAAUUUAUCCUGAAAAUGCAUUGGGACUAUUGCGCUUCAUCAGAAACCUUUAUGAGCAUUAUCCCAAGGAUGCAGCCCAAGUUGAUGUGUUAAUGUUGUUUCCAGAUCUUUUUGGGUCCAUUUAUAAAUUUGCCAAAAAACAGGGAUGGAAUUUGGAGACACCCUUGAGAGAGAUGUUUCAAAGUGAGGAGAUGGCCACAGGCUUUGUCACAUCCAGUCCUGAUGUAGAGGAGAAACUUGCAGCCCCAGUCCAGGAGUCCCAAAGCAGUUAUGUGACUAAAAGCGCUGACAUAGGGCAGUAAUAUUUAUUACAGAUAUGGGACAUUUCUAUACUUUCAAAAUAAUGAAU
Molecule: messenger RNA, 2862 nt
Organism: Boleophthalmus pectinirostris (great blue-spotted mudskipper)
Lineage: Eukaryota; Metazoa; Chordata; Actinopteri; Gobiiformes; Gobiidae
Product: probable serine/threonine-protein kinase ireA
Exons: 7
Coding region: 515-2815 (766 amino acids)
Biological process (GO): intrinsic apoptotic signaling pathway in response to endoplasmic reticulum stress; protein phosphorylation; mRNA processing
Cellular component (GO): IRE1-TRAF2-ASK1 complex
Molecular function (GO): protein serine/threonine kinase activity; ATP binding; RNA endonuclease activity
Source: RefSeq, a predicted model, not a curated record